CGCGCUAUAAACUUCCUUUUCCCGGUGCAGCGGCGUCCAGCCCCCGUUUGUGGCUCCGUGCUCCUUUUUAAGGAGACAUAAAGACUGCAAAAUGGGUUUUGUCAAAGUGGUGAAGAACAAGGCCUAUUUCAAAAGGUACCAGGUCAAAUUCAGGAGGAGGAGAGAGGGAAAGACUGACUACUUUGCUCGCAAACGCCUGGUUGUGCAAGAUAAAAACAAGUACAACACACCUAAGUACAGGAUGAUCGUCCGCUUCACUAACAGAGACAUCAUCUGCCAGAUUGCCUACGCCAAGAUUGAGGGAGACAUGAUUGUGUGCGCGGCCUACUCACACGAGCUGCCAAAAUAUGGCAUCUGUGUCGGACUGACAAACUACGCAGCAGCCUACUGCACUGGUCUGCUCCUGGCUCGAAGAUUGCUGAACAAGUUUGGCUUGGACAAAGUAUAUGAAGGCCAGGUGGAGGUGACAGGUGAUGAGUUCAACGUGGAGAGCAUUGAUGGUCAGCCAGGCGCUUUCACUUGCUAUCUGGAUGCUGGACUUGCAAGAACGACCACGGGCAACAAGGUGUUUGGUGCUCUGAAGGGGGCGGUGGAUGGAGGCCUUUCAAUCCCUCACAGCACGAAACGUUUCCCUGGAUAUGAUGCAGAGAGCAAGGAGUUCAUUGCCGAAGUCCACCGCAAGCACAUCAUGGGCAUCAAUGUGUCAGAGUACAUGAGCUACUUGAUGGAGGAAGAUGAGGAUGCUUACAAAAAACAGUUCUCCCGCUUCAUCAAAAAUGGGGUUACCCCUGACUCGAUUGAGGAAAUGUACAAAAAGGCACAUGCUGCAAUUCGCGAGAACCCGUCCCAUGAAAAGAAGCCUCCCAAGAAGUCAAGAAGGAAGAGGUGGAAUCGCCGCAAGCUCUCUCUGGCCCAGAGGAAAGACCGCAUCGCCCAGAAGAAGGCCAGUUUCCUGCGAGCUCAGGAACAGGAGGAUGCAGAUUGAAGUCCUGAUCUGUUCCAAAAGGACAAAAUUUGUUCUAAUAUAAAUCUACUGAAAA
This is a messenger RNA of Thalassophryne amazonica, 1040 nucleotides long. RefSeq names its product 60S ribosomal protein L5. The transcript has 8 exons. Gene Ontology annotation, biological process: ribosomal large subunit assembly; translation. The coding region runs from base 92 to 985 and encodes 297 amino acids. NCBI's taxonomy places the organism in Eukaryota, Metazoa, Chordata, Actinopteri, Batrachoidiformes, Batrachoididae. Gene Ontology annotation, cellular component: cytosolic large ribosomal subunit; ribosome. The record is from RefSeq and is a predicted model, not a curated record. Gene Ontology annotation, molecular function: structural constituent of ribosome; 5S rRNA binding.